CGGAAGCCGGAAGUGUUUAGUUGUCAGCAACAGUUGCUGUUUACACAUUAGUCGCUGUGGUUUCUCCGUGUUUAUGUCCCUGACGCGUCUCUCUGGUUCUAACCGGACAUUUUAUAUUUUAUUAACUCUACUUUCGCGCCGUUACUUUACUCUUUUCCCGAGUUUUAACCGUCCAGCAGCUUCGGUUACCCGGAUGAUGCCGGAGCGGGAAAGUUUGAAAGUGGCUAACGGCUAACGGCUAACGUUAAUCAGUAUGUUGUCCCAGCCGGGCUCCAGUCCGGAUCAGUCCGCCUGCAGCUCCAACACCGGGGACGUUUUGAUCCGGAGCACUCAAGUUCUUGUGUCAGACCAGAGACCCGAGCCAGGACCCGGAUGUGUCCAGAUAACCGUCCAGAAACUGCGGGACCCUCCCGUCCAGCCUCCUCUGAGCUCCGGGGCAGAGAACCAGCAGCAGCGGCCCAAGUCCCGAGAGAAGCCGGACAGAGCUGCUCCUCUGCGGGCAGCGGCUCACCCUCAGCCCGACAGAUUGAAGAAACCUGGACCAACCAAAGAGAACCGAGAACCCAGACGACGAGUGAGUCCAGUCAGGAAGACACACAGCGAUCAGCAGCCUGGUCACGAUCUUCUGACGUCACAUUUCGCGGCUGGCAGUCGGGGAGUCGUGCUCGCAGCUCUGAAACAACGGUCUCACAGCGCCCCCCACAGGAGGGAGGUCAGUGUGCAGCUGUUGGACCCGGGACCGCUCCAGACCAGCUACCAGGAUGCUCCCGGCCCGAGCACCAGCUCCCAGGAUGCAGUGGGGGUGGCGGGGGUCCAGAUGGAGGCGGGGCUGCCCUCUGGUCGCCUUGGAGACGCCACCAACGCAGCAGCAGCCGCCGCUGCAGCAGCAGUCGCAGCCACUGCUCCUCUAAUGAAGGCUCAGUCAGAUAUGGAGGCUCGAGUAUCUCAACUGGUAGAAGGAGUUCAGCAGCUGCUGCAGACUGACAGGGAGGGCGUGGCCAGGGGGCGUGGCCUGAGCCAGCUGACGCUGCAUCACCUGGAGACGCUGCAGAGCCAGCUGCUGGAGUCGGCCCUCCGGAUGGUGACAGGCCACGCCCCCGUGACCUCUGACCUCACAGCUUCAGGUCUGCAGGUCACUCACCUGCCGGACGCUGCAGGAAAUGUCCUUAGCAACCAGAAGCAAGGUUCCUCGGCAACCAGAGCUCCCGCCGCCUCCGUGGAGACUGGCCCAGUUGCCAUGGCAACACCCCACCGUGACCGACGGCCAGAGCAAAUCAGAGAUGACUGGUAUCACAGAGGGGCUCCUGGUGUUUCCACGGCAACCCAGCCAGCUGCAGGAAGUCACCAGCAGACCUCCGCCAAUCACAGUCAGGCGGCAGCGAGGAGAGCCAAUGAGAUGCUGAGGGAGAUGAGACGUUUGAGGACGGAGAUGAAGACGCUGAUGAACUCCCAACAUAAUCAGUCCCAUCAGACCCAGGCCCAGUUCUCCCAGCAGCCCCAGCAGUCCCAGACCCAGUCCUCCCAGCAGCCCCAUCAGACCCAGGCCCAGUUCUCCCAGCAGCCCCAUCAGACCCAGGCCCAGCAGCCCCAUCAGACCCAGGCCCAGUUCUCCCAGCAGCCCCAUCAGACCCAGCCCCAGUCCUCCCAGCAGCCCCAUCAGACCCAGACCCAGUUCUCCCAGCAGCCCCAUCAGACCCAGUUCUCCCAGCAGCCCCAUCAGACCCAGGCCCAGCAGCCCCAUCAGACCCAGGCCCAGUUCUCCCAGCAGCCCCAUCAGUCCCAGACCCAGUUCUCCCAGCAGCCCCAUCAGACCCAGUUCUCCCAGCAUCCCCAUCAGACCCAGGCCCAGUUCUCCCAGCAGCCCCAUCAGACCCAGACCCAGUCCUCCCAGCAGCCCCAUCAGACCCAGUUCUCCCAGCAGCCCCAUCAGUCCCAGACCCAGUUCUCCCAGCAGCCCCAUCAGACCCAGUUCUCCCAGCAUCCCCGUCAGACCCAGGUCCAGUCCUACCAGCAGCCCCAUCAGACCCAGACCCAGUUCUCCCAGCAGCCCCAUCAGACCCAGGUCCAGUCCUCCCAGCAGCCCCAUCAGACCCAGACCCAGUUCUCCCAGCAGCCCCAUCAGACCCAGGUCCAGUCCUCCCAGCAGCCCCAUCAGACCCAGGCCCAGUCCUCCCAGCAUCCCCGGAGGAGGCCCGUGGUUCGGUCCAUGUUGGAGGAGGCAGGUCUGGUUCUGCGUCGGGUCCAGAGACAGAAGAAGGUUUUGGAGGAGAACCUGGACUCUCUGAGGAGAGCCAAGACCGGAGAGGUUCUGCACUGCCAGCUGGAGGCGCUGGCUGCUAACAGAGACUUGACGGAGGAGGUCCGGAUCAAGAAGACGGUGGACGCCUGGAUCACCUCUUCAACCAAACACAUCCAGGCCGAGAUGUCCUUGGAGGAUGCUGCCAUCGAACACUCGGCGGCGGUGACAUCACAGCAGAGGGCUGCUGAAAGCUCCGCCCACAAAGGUCGGGGGAGGCCAGUGAGCGCGCUCAGAGGAACAGGAAGUAGGAUUGCUGCGGCGAGUCUUACGACAGGAAGUAAGCCUGUGGCGGGGAGAGGAAGAAGAAGAGGACAGACAGCUGGACAUAGACUGGCGGCGGGUGCGGAGCCUGAGGGCACGCCGGGGGCGGAGCCUAAGGACGCGCCCAGCGAGGCGUACCUGCUGCGUCUGUACGGCCGGGCGCCGUACGACGGUCUGAGGCGAACGCUGAAGAAGAGUCCGUACCUUCGCCUCAGCUCUCCGGUCUCGCCGCUCGGCAGGAAGUCCCGCCCCCGGCUGGUGGAGAGCGUCACAGGUGUGAAGCUGAAGUCCUGUAAGACUCAGACGUGUUUGGCUCCGCCCCUCACUCCGUCACCUGGACAACCGCAGCCUCAUGACGUCAUCAGAGCAAGCGUUCCCAUGGCGAUCCCACUGGGUCGUCGCAGGAUGGACUCGUCUUACAGGCGUCUCGCCGGGCGUAAACAGGAAGUGACAUCACCACUUACAGCUCCUCCCACAGCUGGCGCGGUUGCUGUUGACGACGAGGACGGAGCGUCCGAGCGACAGUCUCAGGAGCAGCUGGAAGCUCCGCCUCCUGAUGACAUCAUGAGGAAUGAGAGUGAAGCUCCGCCCCCCGGUGACAUCAUGAGGAAUGAGAGUGAAGCUCCGCCCCCCGGUGACAUCAUGAGGAAUGAGAGUGAAGCUCUGCCCCCCGGUGACAUCAUGAGGAAUGAGAGUGAAGAAGAAGAGGACGAAGACGUUUUCCCUGGAACGGACUUCCUGUCUGUCGCUGAUGUCGUCGUCCAGCAGGAGGAUGUGAGUGUUGUGGAGUUGGAUGGAGGUCCGUCCCCCCCUCUGGUUCUGUAUCAGGGCCCGGUGUUCCCCCCCCAGCCCCGCGCGGCGCUCCCUCCCCAGGACCAGGAUCAGGUCCCUGUCCCGGGACACAACCUGCAGAGAGACGUCCUGGAGACCCGCAUGCUGGAGUGGGUGGAGCAGCAGCUGAUGUCCAGGAUGAUCUCAGAGAUGUACCGCCCCCCUCCCUCUGACCCCGCCCACAACCACUCCGUCGACCAAUCAGAGUCCGAGGAGCGCAGCGUCACCUCAGACAUCGUGGAGGCUGCCGGAGGCGGAGGUCUGCAGCUGUUCGUAGACUCCAGCGUGUCGGUGGACUCGGAUCUGAUCCGGCAGCUGGUUAACGAGGUCCUGACGGAGCACGUGGCCCUGAUGCUGGGCCAGAGAGACUCCCUGGAACCAGGACCACGACCACGACCAGGACCAGGAGAACAUCAGGAGGAAGAACCGGUCCCUCUGGUUCAGACACCGGUGCCGACACCCCCCCCCAGCCCUGCCCCUCCCAGCAGAGAGACUCCGCCCCUGGCCACGCCCCCUCCCUCUGAACCAACCAGCCCGCUGAACGACGAGCCUCCUCAGCCAAUCACAGCUCCAGAGCGCGUAGCCACGCCCACUUCCAGCCCAGAGCUCGCCCACUCCGCAGCAAGUCCUCCUGCUGUCCCUCAAGCCCCGCCCCCUCUCACCUGGGGUGACUCUGAGCUGCCAUUGGACGAGGAGAGACCAGAAGAAGACGUGGACGCACGCACACAGCUGCUAGUGAUGUCUGUGGCAGAGGAGGAGCCUCCUCUCUCCUCCCCGUCUCUCCCCCCUCCUCCCGGUCCAGAACCUGGACCAGCGCCAGAACCAGCCUCACCGUCAGGCUCCUCUUCCUCCUCCUCUUCCUCCUCCUCCUCCUCCAGCACCAGCAUCUCCACGGCGACCGUAGCGACCGAAGCAGCGCUGAAACACAUCUCAGAGGGAGAGCUGCUCAUCAGUGUCAACCAGCUGGCUGCCAUCACAGAGGAUGGGGCUGUCUGCAGUUUCUCCAGCUCUCUCCACGAGCUGCAGGACAUGGACUUUGACCCCCCCAGUGAAGGACAGUUUAGAGGUCACGAUCUCCUGCUGACCAAGACAGGCUCCUGGGGGAGAGAGGAGGAGGAGGAGGAGGAAGAGGAGGAGGAGGAGGAGGAGGAGAGUGUGGGGGAGGUGAGAGACUACAGGACUACAAACCCUCACAGGACUACAAACCCCAGCAGUAGAGAGGCCCGGCGGGGUCAGAGCUCCUCCCCCGGACAGAUCAGUCCAUGUGCAG
Perca fluviatilis (European perch) is the source of this 4661-nucleotide messenger RNA. Its product is annotated as KIAA0586 ortholog. Gene Ontology annotation, biological process: smoothened signaling pathway. NCBI's taxonomy places the organism in Eukaryota, Metazoa, Chordata, Actinopteri, Perciformes, Percidae. Gene Ontology annotation, cellular component: ciliary basal body; centriole. The record is from RefSeq and is a predicted model, not a curated record.